ACGGGCUACGGCAUCUGCUCGCGCCGGUUCGACCCUGCGGAGGUCGCUGCGGUGGGCCGCUGCCGUGAGCGCGACCGCUACCUGGCGGAGGGGCACGUGGGUGCCCGUGCCGACGCGCUGGGCGCUGAGCUUCCUCGCGAGGAGCCGCUGCUGGUGGAUGCCUGCCUGGGUCGUUCGGAUCUCCAGCCCGACCCGCAGUUUGCGGAGGUGCCGAGCUACAGGACCGAGUCUGCCGACUUGGGCGUGGUCGGCGGCUGGAGGUUUACAUGGCCCGAGGACGUCGCGGUCCUGGAGGCCCGUGGCCUGCUGCGCGGGCCGGAGAGGGUGACUCGCACCAGGUUUGGCCGCAACGUUCGCCAGCUUCUGUUUGCAGAUAAUUUAGGCCUCGCACUGGCCGUGGGCAGAUCAAUCGGCUGCGGCCCCGCGCAGGAAGCGCCGACUGGAGUCCUCAGAGGCGGCACCCGCAUCACUGCAGCGCACUUCCGAAUCCUGAAGGCCGAAGGCGAGCUCGGAGUCGCGUCGCUAGCCCGCAGCGCUUGCCAGCCAGGCCUCUCGAACGACGAGGUGGGGCUAAUCCUGCAGCAGCUGGGGGAGCGGAUCAGGGCGGAUCCACGCUCCCAGGACGCUUCGAGCUCGAACGGCGCCUUGGAGAAGCUGCUGGUAGCCGAGGCGUUGCCCGAGCUGAAUCUUCUUACGCUGGGCGAGCACGCUGCAGUCAGGUCUCGGACCGAGGCCCAGUACGCCCAGGAGGUGCACCAGUACAGCGGCGCGAGGCGGGUAACCGACAUCCCGAUCGAGGAGCUGGACAGCAGAUUGGUGCAGUACAUCGACCACCAGAUCAGAAGGGGAGUGACCGCUGCUCGCGGCAUGAAGUUGCUGGCUGGGGUAGUUCACGCUCGGCCGACGGCGGGGAAGCAGGGCCCUCGCGCGCUGCAGCGCAGCUGGAGGGAUCUGGGGGGAUGGCGGAACCUGAGCCCAUCCACUCCCCGUCUCCCCGAGGCGUGGCCGAUCUGGUGUGCCAUCGAAAACGGGCCGUGCAGUGUGCGAAGGUACGACAUGGCGCUUUUCAUCUGGCUGAUGUGGAGCACACAUGCACGCCCGAUCCAGUUGAUGGCGCUGAAGCCAGAGUUCCUUUUCCCUUCGAGUCGCGUGGCCACCCAUUGGGCGCUGCAGCUGAAUCCAGAGAUCGAGGGCGUGCCGUCCAAGGCGAAGGAGUACGACGUUACGACCGAGCACGAUCACGACUGGUGGGCCAGCCUGACCCCCGUGUUGCGCGCUCUGCGAUCUCGCCCGCCUGGCGAGCGGGUCAGAACGCGGGGCGGCUGGAAGUCGGACCGUUCGGUGGUCAGGUACGAGAAGGGCGCUCGGCUCAGCUCGACCUGGAUGGCCCACCCGAUGUGGUUGCCCCAGCACGCCGGGCUGUGCGAGGAGAAAUUCGUGGAGAUUGUUGUGCGCAGCCGAGUGCUGCCAAAGCCCGCUUUGCAUUGCCGGUAG
This is a messenger RNA of Prorocentrum cordatum, 1494 nucleotides long. The record is from the annotation of a GenBank genome assembly. NCBI's taxonomy places the organism in Eukaryota, Dinophyceae, Prorocentrales, Prorocentraceae.